This is a messenger RNA of Penicillium chermesinum, 960 nucleotides long. RefSeq names its product deubiquitinase OTU2. The transcript has a single exon. Gene Ontology annotation, molecular function: cysteine-type deubiquitinase activity. Bases 1 to 960 code for a protein of 319 amino acids. Gene Ontology annotation, biological process: protein deubiquitination. Lineage: Eukaryota; Fungi; Ascomycota; Eurotiomycetes; Eurotiales; Aspergillaceae. The record is from RefSeq and is a predicted model, not a curated record.
AUGGAGGACCUUCUGGCCAAGCACCGCAAGGAGCAAAAGGACCUCCAAGGACGUAUUACCCAGAAGAAGAAGUCCGCCACAAAGAAGACCCGCAAGGGUGUUAAUGACGAAUGCGAGCGCAUGCAACAAGAACUCUCUGAACGACACCAGGCCGAGAUUGCGGAGUUGACUGGCGAACCCACGGCGCCCGUGGAUGGCUUGGAAAACCUCACCGUUGACGACGAACCAACCUCCACUAGCGAUCCUGUUGAACUUGCCCCUCGAGAUGCAGAACCAGCGCCGGCCGCUACCCCCGAAAACACCUCCAGCCGGGUGAAGAAGCCCAACCGCCAAAAAGCACGUUUAGCCCGGCGCGCGGCCGAGCAAGCCGCUGCAUCUGCUGCCGCCGCGGAAGAGGCAGCCAAUCAGAAAAACUAUAGAGGCGAUGAGAAGGAGAUCAUGGAAGCGGUGUUUAAGAAGCUGGGGUUGAAAGAGAUCGAAGUUAAUCCAGACGGACACUGUCUCUACUCGUCGAUCGCAAAACAGCUGGACGACUCCGGAGUCGGGUUACGACCCGAUCCAAGUCGAAUUGUUCUACAACCCACGACCCAAUCUCGGAUUGACACUGUGGCUUCCCCUCAGCAUGAUGGCUAUCGUGCCGUCCGGGCGGUGACGGCAGAUUUCAUUUCACAAAAUAAGGAUGACUUUGAAGCUUUCAUGGAAGAACCUUUGGAAGAAUAUACCCGGAAAAUUAGACUCACGGCUGAAUGGGGUGGUCAACUAGAAUUACAGGCUAUUGCCCGAGCAUACGGCAUUGAGAUUAAUGUUGUUCAGAGUGACGGCCGGAUGGAGAAGAUCGAAGCCGGAGAUAUGGAUAGCUUUGAUGAGGAGGAGAAGCGCAAGCGGGUCGUCUGGUUGGCAUAUUACCGCCACUCCUACGGCCUGGGUGAGCAUUACAAUGCCCUCUCCAAGAUACAAUAA